AUGGCUGAGGAAGAGUUGGCUCCCUUCGCCCCAGAAUGGCUGGCUAUGGAGCAGAUGCAGGGCGGCCGCAUGACGCUGAUGCCAGGUCCGGUCGACGAGGUUCGCAACCAAUUUCAGAACAUCUUCGCCAGUAUCAGGCCCUUUCUUCCCCCACGGACAGAUGCUAUCAAGACUGAGGACUCGACUUUGCCAAGUGGAAUGAGUAUCCGAAUUUAUCAGCCUACAGAAGGUCAUGGGCAAUUACCAGUAGGCCUGUACAUUCAUGCUGGAGGAUGGUUUGCAGGCGACAUGGAGAACGAAGACCAUCUCGUUCGAAACAUUGUGGAUAAUUCUAAGAUCCUGCUCAUUCAAGUUGACUACCGACUUUGCCCAGAGAAUCCUUUCCCCGCUGGAUUGGACGACUGCUGUGAAGCCUACGAAUGGCUGUGCACCAAUGCCGCCAAAUAUGGUGGUGAUGGAUCAAGGAGAUUCAUCAUGGGUGGUUCCUCUGGCGGGAAUCUCAGUACUGCCGUUGCCCUGAAAUAUGCAUCAAAUCCAGACUUUAGAGCUUCUGGACUUAUCAUCGCUUGUCCAGGUACUUGUGACCGAAGAGCAUUCCCAGAAGAAUACAAGGGGAGAUGGACGCCGGAAAAGUAUGCGGAUGCCCCUAUGAUUGGGAGGGACAUGGUGGAUUGGGCUUUCGAGCUCUACCAAGCACCAUCCCCUCACGAACCGCUCGUAUCGGUUCUCCUCCAUCCAGAUAUCAAACUCUUACCUCCAAGCUGUAUCAUGUCACCCACAAAAGACCCUACAAACCAGGAGACGGUCUUCCUUUACGAGGAGAUGAAGAAGCAAGGUGUGGACGCAGAUCUGGUCGAAUGGGAGGGAUAUCCACACUUCUUCUGGACUGUCCCGAUGUUGAAAGCGAGCGCGAAGUUCAUGGAGGUUUGGAAUGAGAAGUUGAAGGGCUUGAUCGGGCGCGCAUCAAGUUAG
Messenger RNA from Endocarpon pusillum Z07020, 972 nucleotides. RefSeq lists its product as uncharacterized. Lineage: Eukaryota; Fungi; Ascomycota; Eurotiomycetes; Verrucariales; Verrucariaceae. The record is from RefSeq and is a predicted model, not a curated record. Gene Ontology annotation, molecular function: hydrolase activity. The transcript has 7 exons. Bases 1 to 972 code for a protein of 323 amino acids.